This is a messenger RNA of Penicillium alfredii, 1416 nucleotides long. RefSeq lists its product as uncharacterized. Gene Ontology annotation, biological process: 'de novo' NAD+ biosynthetic process from L-tryptophan. Gene Ontology annotation, cellular component: cytoplasm. The transcript is spliced from 5 exons. Gene Ontology annotation, molecular function: metal ion binding; indoleamine 2,3-dioxygenase activity; heme binding. The coding region runs from base 1 to 1416 and encodes 471 amino acids. NCBI's taxonomy places the organism in Eukaryota, Fungi, Ascomycota, Eurotiomycetes, Eurotiales, Aspergillaceae. The record is from RefSeq and is a predicted model, not a curated record.
AUGUUUGCGAUAUACAUACUCGCCAUUCUAGCAGCUGUGUAUGCCAUCUUGACGAGGUUGCCAGCAAUUCGGAAAAAGCUUCAACAGAUCCAACUCGUUCCUGAACAACAGCACGUCCCUAUCACCAGCGAAGACGCCUACAUUCUCCGAGCCAAAACCCUCAAAAGCGACCAUGCCACCGUAAUAAGUUUCCAGACCUUGAUCGAAACCGAUGGUGCAGGAAGCUGGCCACCGCGUGCAGAACAUGGUCCUCAAUGGCCGAGCCCGCUACGUCCGUACCACGAAAUCUACCGCACUCUAUGCUCGAGUCUGCCCUGCACUGCGAAUCUGGAUGACGAUGAAGCCAACGUCUGUCGAUGCACAGAGUUUCGCAGCCGCAUGGCGAAACUCCUUCGAUCUCACAUUGACCUCACUGCGGUAGACAGCGUUCUUAGAGGGUCGACUCAGGAAACCGAGAUGUCUCCUGCAGCCUGGAAUGGGUUCUUAUCCUGCAUUGCUUACUCUCGCCAUGCCUUUCGGUGGGCCACAAUUCCAAUUGUCAAGGUCACGCAAGCGACUAAAUUCAUUGAGCUCCCGCCAGAGCUAGAAGUGGCGUGGGGAUUUCUCUGUGAUCGAUACCAGAUUCACUCUCCGGGAGGGUGCAUCAUGUCCAAUCACUUUGGUAAUUUUACCGACACGGGAGAACUGGUCUAUAAAAUAAACGAAGGCAUGCCGGACAUUGUGCAACGCACCGAGUAUAAUUUUAUGUAUUCCUUUGUGAUGAUGGAAAAGCUGUCUUUCCCCAUAUACCUCCACAUCGUGGAAUCCAUCACGCUUUUCGACAAAGGCGAGAAAGCACAAUGCUUCUACCAGACCUUCAUCACGGCCAAAGUCAGCGAAAGGGUCUGGUUGAAUCAUGUUCAAGGGUUUCAGGGAUGGGCAGCAGGGAGAAUCGAACACGGAGAAUAUGUCCAAUAUGACGGCGUGCAGGGUGGCCAAACCCUGAUGAUGCAGGUCGUCGAUGCUUUCCUUGGGAUGGACGCCUUUCUUACGAAAGAGGCUUCGCACCGGAAUGUCCCAUACUACCAGCGGGAAUUCGUGGAAACCAUCCGACGCUAUGCCUUCCGCCACCGAGCUCUCAAGGCAGGAGACCAGGAUAUUGAACAGAAUAUGGAAAGCAUUUCUCGGAUAGUGCAGAUAUUCAGGAUCUCGCAUCGCAGGACGGCUCGCAAGUACUUAGGAGCUGAUGCCCCCGAACGAAAGUUUAUGACAUCUGGGGAAUCCGUCUUCCAGGAUUUCAAGGGUGAAGCGGCCAGGAAAGAUCCACUAGAUCAUGUUGAUUCUCUCCUAACGAAGCGGUUAAACGAGACGAAGCGGUCAUCACGGUUAUGUGCUGAGAGGAAAGAACCAAUUGGGCCAAGAGACGACGGUGGAUGA